This is a messenger RNA of Lachancea thermotolerans CBS 6340, 1356 nucleotides long. Its product is annotated as Nup35/Nup53 family RNA-binding protein. Lineage: Eukaryota; Fungi; Ascomycota; Saccharomycetes; Saccharomycetales; Saccharomycetaceae. The record is from RefSeq and is a predicted model, not a curated record. Gene Ontology annotation, molecular function: single-stranded DNA binding; structural constituent of nuclear pore; phospholipid binding. The transcript has a single exon. Gene Ontology annotation, biological process: NLS-bearing protein import into nucleus; nuclear pore organization; regulation of DNA-templated transcription. Gene Ontology annotation, cellular component: nuclear membrane; nuclear pore central transport channel; nuclear pore nuclear basket. Bases 1 to 1356 code for a protein of 451 amino acids.
AUGUCCUCCAUAUUCGGAGGUUCUGGAUCUAGCACACAAGGGAGGUUCUCUAACCUCAACGUCAAUCUUCCGCAACAACAGCUCCAACAACAACAACCCACAUCAACCUUCUCACAACAGCAGCAGGUACACACCCAACCUCUGGUUGGCUCUGGUAGCACAGCACAAAGCUUUGAAAAUCCCAUGGAGAAUACAAAACCAUCUUGGUUCAACAACCCCAGAAAAAGAACUAUUCCACAGUCAAUUGUUAAGCGUUCAGCAAAACCAGGUUCUUCCGAUAGCUCUUCGACUACUAAUAACUCAGGAUCUUCUUCCGGAAACAAAAAUGACUUUGGGGCAAUUGCAUUUGGCAGUAAAAAAGCCCCCCACACCUUGAAUCCAUCGGCAAAGCCAACAGAUCCUAAAGAUUCCCUACCUCAUGGCGUUCUGAUGGACUCCAAUGAGGCUCCUCCAACGAAAUCUCUAUACGAUUGGCAGCGGGAGGACGAAUUUGGUGCUAUGUUGCCUCCAUCGCACCUAGAAUCCACUCUGCACGAUCAGUCCUACAGUUCUUCCAAAAAAGCAGACACAUCUUCUCUUCGCAAUGUUUUCGACAAGAGUGAUAAUGUCAAGUCUAUGGCAGAAGCCACGGAAGUGAAAAUGAAUGGUACAAGUUCAGCAGUAUCGAAUAGGAACGAAAGCGCUGUGAUAGUAUUUGGCUAUCCAGAGUCUAUUUCUAAUCAAAUAAUCAUUCAUUUUUCCAAGUUCGGCAACAUUUUAGAGGACUUUGAAGCUCUUAGAGGUGCUUCCGGCAUAAACGCUGCAACAUUAAAGCUGCGCAGUAAACACACCUCUGAAAAUAGCCCAUCUCGCAAACUGCCCAUAUUUACUGGGGACGGUUGGAUCAAAUUGACGUAUGACUCGCCACCUUCAGCGCUCCGGGCUCUCCAAGAAAAUGGUGUUGUUUAUGGUGGAUGCUUGGUUGGUUGCGUUCCAUAUACAAAGACUGCGGUUGAGCAACUAGCAUCUUGCAAAAUUGAAAAAGCUGAUGAUGUUGGUAGCUUCAGUGUACCAUCUAGCUCAAUGUUAGGAAACGGACUGGGCGCUAUUAAUGGGGGCAAUGGAUUGCGAAAUGAAAAGCCGAACGCUCAGGAAACCCAGGGAUCUGAAGAGAAAGGUGCCUUUUUUCUACCUUCAAACCGGAUUGACUUGAAAGAUGGUAAAUCGUUAUUUGUACCUAAUGGCCCCAACUCUAGCAACCACAACUUUUUGAGAACAAUUGAAUCAAAGAUGCAGGAGCAAGAAAAUGGUAGCCAACACCCGAACGGAGUACUGGGGAAAGUCAACAACUGGCUUUUUGGCUGGAAUGACCUGUAA